This is a messenger RNA of Schistosoma spindalis, 599 nucleotides long. The record is from the annotation of a GenBank genome assembly. NCBI's taxonomy places the organism in Eukaryota, Metazoa, Platyhelminthes, Trematoda, Strigeidida, Schistosomatidae.
GCGAUUAUCAUUCAGACUAAGUUAUUGUUUUUGCUGAGUUGUUAUAUUUAUAAUUUUAAAGUCUUUUGUUUUGAGUUAUUUUGACUGACAAGGGUACAUUUGGACAUUGAUCUUUUGACCGCUGUCACCCGCGUAUUUCGAGAUCCUGCACGCAAUAUCUUUUUCCAGUGAGUCAAGAUGCAGAUUUUCGUGAAGACACUUACGGGAAAAACAAUAACCCUUGAAGUUGAGCCUGCUGAUACAAUAGAAGCAGUUAAGGCGAAAAUUCAAGAUAAAGAAGGCAUUCCGCCAGACCAACAACGUCUAAUUUUUGCUGGCAAACAACUGGAAGAUGGACGAACUCUUUCCGACUAUAAUAUACAAAAGGAAUCAACGCUUCAUCUUGUUCUCCGUCUUCGUGGUGGUAUAAUAGAGCCUACCCUGAAGGCAUUAGCUCAAAAAUAUAACUGUGAAAAGAUGAUCUGUCGAAAAUGUUAUGCACGUUUGCAUCCGAAGGCCACUAAUUGCCGAAAAAGGAAGUGUGGACACACAAGUAAUGUAAGGCCCAAAAAGAAACUUCGUUAAUCCAUAAUUAAAGCGAAUAAAUUUUCCUCGGAUUC